This is a messenger RNA of Corylus avellana, 2100 nucleotides long. Its product is annotated as Pyruvate kinase family protein. Gene Ontology annotation, molecular function: potassium ion binding; magnesium ion binding; pyruvate kinase activity. Lineage: Eukaryota; Viridiplantae; Streptophyta; Magnoliopsida; Fagales; Betulaceae. The record is from RefSeq and is a predicted model, not a curated record. Gene Ontology annotation, biological process: glycolytic process.
CCAUCGACCAUCAUCACGCAUCUUUCAUUUAUUCUUCACUUUUCGUCCUCUUUUCACAGGUUCCUUUCAAGUUUCAUCCAGUCUUUUUUUUUUUUGAACUAAUAUUUUGGUUCCCCUUCUGUCUCUGUUUCUGUUGUGGUACACGUGUAUCGUAUAUAGAAGUAUAUAGAAGCCUCUUUGACGAGAGAUAGAGAGAGAGAGAGAGAGAGUCUUGGGUCUUCAUCGUCUUAGCCUUUGUUGACGAUUCUUGGGGUGACUUCCAUUGCCAUUUUCCCUUGUUUCUCUCUUGUGGGUAACAAUAAUCAUCGUCGUCUAAGGCUCUUGAGACUCAAAGAAUGGAGACGAUUCAAAAACCAAAGACGAAGAUCGUCUGCACUUUGGGACCGGCAUCGAGGUCGGUGCCCAUGCUGGAGAAACUGCUGACGGCCGGCAUGAAUGUCGCUCGCUUCAACUUCUCUCACGGAUCUCACGAAUAUCACCAGGAAACCCUCGACAACCUCAGGACCGCCAUGGAAAGCACCGGUAUUCUCUGUGCUGUCAUGCUUGACACCAAGGGUCCAGAGAUCCGAACUGGAUUUCUCAAGGAUAGCAAACCGAUCCAGCUAAAACAGGGUCAAGAAAUCACCAUAUCUACUGAUUAUAGCAUAAAGGGUGAUGAGAAGAUGAUUUGCAUGAGCUACAAGAAGUUGGCUGAGGAUGUAAAGCCAGGAAUGGUGAUACUUUGUGCAGAUGGCACUAUCUCGUUUGCAGUUCUAUCUUGUGACAAAAAAUUGGGUUUGGUUCGAUGCCGCUGUGAAAACUCCGCAGUUCUUGGUGAGAGAAAAAAUGUUAAUCUUCCAGGGGUUGUAGUGGAUCUCCCAACUUUAACAGAUAAAGACAAGGAGGACAUCUUGCAGUGGGGAGUUCCCAACAAGAUUGACAUGAUUGCUUUAUCUUUUGUUCGAAAAGGGUCAGACCUUGUGCAGGUCCGGAAGGUGCUUGGGGAACAUGCUAAGAACAUACUUCUCAUGUCAAAGGUUGAAAAUCAAGAAGGGGUAGCAAAUUUUGACGACAUCCUUGCAAAUUCUGAUGCAUUUAUGGUAGCACGUGGUGACCUUGGAAUGGAAAUCCCAAUUGAAAAGAUAUUUCUUGCACAGAAAGUGAUGAUUUACAAGUGCAACAUCCAAGGAAAACCAGUGGUGACUGCAACCCAGAUGUUGGAGUCAAUGAUCAAAUCUCCCCGGCCAACUAGAGCUGAAGCUACUGAUGUUGCCAAUGCUGUUCUUGAUGGCACAGACUGUGUGAUGCUGAGUGGUGAAACAGCUGCUGGAGCUUAUCCAGAACUUGCAGUUCAGACAAUGGCCAAAAUAUGUGUAGAAGCAGAAAGCACCCUUGAUUAUGGAGAUGUCUUCAAAAGACUUAUGAAGCACUCGCCAGUGCCCAUGAGCCCAUUAGAGAGCCUGGCAUCUUCUGCUGUCAAAACAGCCAACUCUGCAAAAGCAGCACUUAUAUUGGUCCUAACUAGAGGAGGAAGCACUGCAAAACUGGUGGCCAAGUAUAGGCCAGGCAUGCCUAUACUGUCUGUGGUCGUCCCAGAGAUUAAAAAGACCGAUUCUUUUGACUGGUCGUGCAGUGAUGAAGCUCCGGCAAGGCAUAGCCUAAUUUUCCGUGGGUUGGUCCCGGUUCUGAGUGCUGGAUCUGCUAGGGCUUCUGAUGCUGAGACAACGGAAGAAGCAUUGGUGUUUGCCAUGCAGCUUGCCAAGACAAAGGGUCUCUGCAAAAAUGGAGAUUCUGUGGUAGCUUUGCACAAAGUUGAUAAUGCAUCUGUUAUCAAGAUCUUGACCGUCAAGUGAUGAUCUUUUUCAUGAUUGUUUUUUUUUUUGUCUCGCUCUUUAUGUCUUCUGUUUUCCCUUUUUGCCUCUUGUUGGGAGGGGUUAGUAUCAAGAUGAGCGAAUGAUGAUGCUUCUAGUUUUGCUAUCUUGUUUUUGUUUCUGGAGGCAGAAACCUUUACCUACUAUUAAUAAUUAACUGUGUUUUGACGAGACAAAUGCAUUGGGAUUAUAUUUCCAAAUGUUUGAUCAUCUGACCGACUUAAUAGAACUCUGUUUUUGUUAUUAGCUA